AUGACCCUAGUGAUUUAUGCAAGGGUCUUCACACGGGAAGCAACGGAAAGAAACGUGUGCAUAGCAGCGGCAGAGAAGGUACCAAGUGCGGCGGAUGACAAGAAAUUCGAUGCAAUAAUUCAAAAGCUCUCAAAAAAACCAAAUGCAAGAGCAGUUGUCCUCUUUACAAGAGCAGAGGAUGCCAGGAGAAUUUUAGAAGCAGCGAGAAGAUCCAAUUUGAGUCAGUCGUUUCAGUGGAUAGCAUCAGAUGGUUGGGGUCGUCAAAACAAAUUAGUUGAGGGCAUUGAAGAUGAGGCGGAGGGAGCAAUUACCGUGGAACUACAGUCGAAAAAUAUCCCCGGCUUCGACGAAUACAUGGCUGAGUUAACGCCCGAAAAUAAUCGUAGGAAUCCUUGGUUCGGAGAGUACUGGGAAGAAGUAUUCGGUUGUGUACUCAGAAAAAAUAUACCCUUGGAAACCCACAAAAGUCUAAAUAUUUGUUCAUCAAAAUUAAGCCUAACACCUACUAAUGGUUAUGAACAAGAGUCCAAGGUACAAUUUGUUGUUGAUGCUGUCUAUGCUUUUGCCAUCGCACUACAUAAUCUACAGCGAGAUCUGUGCGGCAAGAGUAAAGCCCUUUGUCAGGCGAUGAUCGAUUAUGACAAGGGUAUAUUCUACAAGAAGUACCUACUCAACGUUUCGUUUACAGAUUCUGCUGGAAGCGAGGUAAAGUUUGACGAGCAUGGUGAUGGUCUUGCCAGGUACGAGAUUCUCAACUUUAGAAAGGCCAAUCAGAGUGGAACAAAUGGAUAUUAUUACCGGUGGAUGGAUCAAAGUGGAUAA
Molecule: messenger RNA, 822 nt
Organism: Diachasma alloeum
Lineage: Eukaryota; Metazoa; Arthropoda; Insecta; Hymenoptera; Braconidae
Product: metabotropic glutamate receptor-like
Exons: 4
Coding region: 1-822 (273 amino acids)
Biological process (GO): regulation of synaptic transmission, glutamatergic; G protein-coupled glutamate receptor signaling pathway
Cellular component (GO): membrane
Molecular function (GO): group II metabotropic glutamate receptor activity
Source: RefSeq, a predicted model, not a curated record